Molecule: messenger RNA, 861 nt
Organism: Babesia bigemina
Lineage: Eukaryota; Apicomplexa; Aconoidasida; Piroplasmida; Babesiidae
Exons: 1
Coding region: 1-861 (286 amino acids)
Source: RefSeq, a predicted model, not a curated record
AUGAGGGACCUGAAGGCAUGUGGAGUCUGCGGGAACGCGUUCACCCUUAUGAGCAGGCCGAAGAUAUGCAGACAGUGCAAACGCAGCUGUUGCGUCAAUUGUGUCGACACUAACUACGUUUCGCCGCGUGGCGUCAGCCCAAGGAAUGCGAAUAAGCCUAACGGUCAAGCGGAUUCCCCGGGACUAUGUGUCGACUGCGUUCUGACGGAAGCAACCAGCCACUCCAUCUCCGUGCAAGAGGACCUGGAUCGCACCGAGGAGAUAAAUCGCGGCCUGAAACUCGAGCUGAAGCGUCAGCUCGUGGCCAUGGAGAAGUUCCGAGGUUUUCUAGUGGAGUUCUGCAACGCAUUCGCGCCGGAGUCGGCGCUUUUCCAGGAGGGCAACACGAGUGAAAACAACGACGUGCACGAAAGCGACGCCGACAAGAAACUGGAUCAAACUCAACCUAUCGCAAACCUUGUGGCGCGAGGCCAGGACAGCCUGCAGAACCUGUAUGCGCGAGUGAGACGACUGAGGUCAGACCUCGACGCGGCCAACAACGAUGGAAACGGCCUCAAGCGGGCAUUAGCGGAAACGCGGGCUCAGUUAGAGGCGGUGGCAGCCGAGCGAGACAGCCUGCAGUCAUCGCUGUACGAGAUUAACGAGUCACUACUGCGCCUAGAGACCGAGCGGCAGCAAGCGGCAGAUCUGAGGCGUGAUUGCGAGGCGUUGCGGGCGCGCUGCCACAAAAUGGAGCGGGAUUACAACGCGCGGACGAGUCCAAGCGGCACGCAGACGCUGCUGCAGCGUGGAGACGCGCGAGAAGAACAGGCGGAGAAUUGGAGGUGGUUCGCGAUGUGCUGCCCGCGGUUCGCUUUUUAA